UGUAUAUAUCCAUGAAGAAAGAAGAUUCUUCUCAUCCAUAAAAUUCAAAUACUCCAUGUCUUCUCCCUGAAUCUGCGCCACAGCUAAGCAAGGUUGGAAUCCGGCAUUCCAAUUGAAAAUUGAAGAUCCGUUGUUGUUCAUUCGCUCAGGUCAAGGUUUGUAUGAAAUGGAGUUCUGAAUUUUCAAUUAUUUAACUCAUCCACUCGAGGUAUGGACAGAUUAAUCUUUAAAUUGAAAGUUCCAAAACGUAUAAUAUCCAUCGAGACAUAUAAUAAUCCAUAAUCUUUCUAAGUGGAAAUUUUCCUCAGAUGCUCGAUCCUAAAAGGUAAAAACAAAUGAGGAAUAGAAGAACUUGUACUGGAGUAAAGUGAUUCAGGAUGCUCCGUUUUGGGUUUUAGGAUAAACUAGAAGUCCAAUUUUUUCAUCUGAACUUCAUCUCCACAGGUUAUGCUAUAUGUGCGUGAAAGAUGAACUCAUCUAUUCUAGGCACCUACUAAAAUUUUCGACAUUUAUUGAAGCAAAAGGGCAAUUGUGUACUUACACAAAACAUUCCAUCAAAAAUCACUUUAUUAUCAAACACUUCAACUUCUAUCCUUUAAUUAAAAUCACUUUUAUUUACAAACACUGCCUACUUUUACUACAAAUUACUUUUUAAAUAAUCUCUUAAAAAAUCACUUUUAAAAAGUAAAAGCAAACGCAAACACACCCUAAGUGUACUCCUAGAGUUCAUGAUUAGAUCUGUAAAAUCUGUCUGAAGAUUGUCUUAUAUGCGUUCUGGUUUUUCAUAUAAAAGCCGAUUUUUUACGAUAAAAAAAUUAGGUUUUGGAGGAGAGGAAAAGAUUGAAGAGGGUUUAUAACUCUAUGUUUGUUGUUUAAAAGUUUAAAAUUUGAUUGGUAGGGGAUUUGGAGGGCUAUUGUAAUCCUCUAAACUUUUCAAGCGGACAACUUUUAAGCUCCCCCAAUUUGAAGGUUUUAUAAGAAUGACAAAAUAAAUAAUAAUUUUAGUUUAAUUUUUGAGAAAAAUAAUUAAAAUAUCUCAAACUUUGAAGAGGUGUGGGGUGAACACCUCAAACUUGCAUAUGUAAUUAAAAUACCUCAAACUUUAUAUAAAAUGUUAUUUUAGCACCAUAACCAGGUAUUAUAUCUUUCAAAAAUAUAAAUUUAUGUUGUUAAUUGCAUAAUUUAAUAUAUUUUAGAAUUCAUGAAGACACAAUAAGCACUCUAAACUUCCAUUGCGAAAUAAAUAUUUUCACUCCCAAUCUAUAUAAUUGCAACACUUUUAAUUUUGUUAUUUUAAAUUUUGCAAUUAACUGGAUAAAUUUACAUUUUGAAACAAACAAUACAUGACAAUGGUGUGAAAAUAACUUUUUAUAUAAAGUUUGGGGUAUUUAAAUGGCAUAUGCAAGUUUGGGAUGCUUGCCUCACAUCCCUUCAAAGUUUGGGAUAUUUUUAUUAUUUUUCCCUUAAUUUUAAAAUGAGUAUGAAUUUAACUAUUUUAAUUCGAUAUACAAAUAUAUGUGAAGCUAUUUUUUUACUAACCUUUUCAGUUUCAGGUCAUUCAGACAAUCAUCAAGUUAAAGAGGAACUACUUAACGGAUUUACUCAAGUAACAAGAAGAAAAAGCAGAAACACGAUAUCAAACACCACAUCAAACAAAGACAAAGAGGAUGAACAACAAUUGUACCAAGCGGGCUAUACUUCACAUCCCAUUAUCACCAGAAGCCAGUCCCAAAAACCCCAAGACGAGACAAACUUUGUUCUCUACCCAAUAGACGUGGGGUUUGACUCUCCACAUAAACUCGCAGACACUUUGAAGCGGUUUAAACUUCAUCAUCCAGAUCGAACUUUCUACCAAGCCUAUCUCUAGAAGGCAAUUAAGUUCCACAAUAGAUACAACAGAGCAUUAUCUACGGCAGUUGGAAUACCUUCCAAAAAUUUCAAUUGCUAAUAUGUGCUCAUUUUGCAAUAUAUGAUGGCCAUGGAGGUCGAUUAGCUGCUGAUUAUGCGCGGAAGCACUUGCAUGGCAAUGUUCUUUUAGCUGGCUUACCACCUAGAUGUUAAAGCUGCAAAAAGAGCAAUACUUGAGGGGUUUAAAAGUACAGAUGAAACUCUUCUCAAUGAAAGUAUAGCAGGGGGUUGGCAAGAUGGUGCUACGGCUGUUUGUAUUUGGGUAUUAGGACAAAUGGUUUUUGUUGCUAAUAUUGGGGAUGCAAAGGCAGUUUUAGCUAGGUCAAUACAAUCUGACAUUCCAAAUGAUGGUUCAACUCUAUUAAAGGCCAUUGUUUUGACAAGGGAACAUAAAGCCAUUUAUCCUCAAGAACGGGCUCGCAUUCAGAAAGCGGGUGGAUCUGUGAGUUCAAAUGGAAGAUUACAAGGCCGGCUUGAAGUUUCCAGGGCAUUUGGAGACCGUCAGUUUAAAAAGGUCGGUGUUGUUGCAACCCCAGAUAUCCACUCAUUUGACCUUUCUGAAAGAGAUCAUUUCAUGAUUCUGGGCUGUGAUGGAUUGUGGGGGGUUUUUGUGCCCAGUGAUGCUGUUCGAUUUGUUCAAAACUUACUGAAGGAAGGAUUGCCUGCUUCACAAGUGAGCCGCCGCCUUGUGCGAGAGGCAGUCCGUGAGCGCCACUGCAAAGAUAACUGUACUGCAGUAUUGAUUGUUUUCAGGCAUGAGUAGAACCUGCACUGCCUAGACUUGUUGUAAGUUAUUAUGUGCGAGGGAAUAGUAGGAACCUACUAAAUGAAAGGUGAGACUCAAAGAAAUCUAUGGUAAAGUGGAUAAUACUAUAAUAGCCCUUUAAGCCUUUCUCAUGUGUCAUGAUAUGUUUUCUAUGUUCUUAUGGAUGUAGCAGCAAGACUGUCGUGGGUGAUCUUUGAAUAGUAACAAGAUGUUCAUUCUGAUAAUAUAUACAGCUUUUGAUUCCCAACUUAGUUUUGCCCGUCACACAAUUCAUGGAAAACAAAGUAAACAGAAGAACAAAGUAGUAGAAAUUGGAAUUAAGAAAGAUGGAUCGAGGCGGUGAAAAGUAGGUUAGAGAUGAUAUUUAGAAGACACGUGUCUUUAUGUGUAUAUAAAUACUCCGUAUAUUUUUAGGGCUAAUUUUGGAAGCUCAAUAUGUAGUAUGAAAUUAUUAAUAUUGUCAGAAUAUUAUAUGGGUUAGCUGGUUCUAAACAUCACGUAGUACAGAAUGAUGUUGAUUUGUUUGGUUUGAAUUGAUUUCCCUAAUUGUAUCAUGUUGCCUUUCAUGA
Cuscuta epithymum is the source of this 3243-nucleotide messenger RNA. The record is from the annotation of a GenBank genome assembly. NCBI's taxonomy places the organism in Eukaryota, Viridiplantae, Streptophyta, Magnoliopsida, Solanales, Convolvulaceae.